GGCUCGCUGUGCGGCAAAGAGCAAAUUUCCCUCUGUUAAAGCCGGCAUAAAUGGCACUGGUGCCGGCAGUAGGUCAACCUACUAACCUAGUGAGCGCAUUUAACAGUGCCCCAACGAUACACAAAUUAAGAGCAGUCACCCAAUGCUGUCGUCCGCUUAUCAACCGUUACCCAGUAAGCAUGAGCCGGUCUAACAGCUACAGCUGCUGUUAAGGCUGUUAUGACUGUUAGCAUAGCAUCUUACAGCUGUACAGCAUCCUGGUGGCUGGGGCAGCUGCUCGGCUACGGUUAGUACAUUUUUAGCUGUUGACGGCGGUGCGCGCGUUUUCGGCUGCUGUGUGGAUGUCAGAUAGACCGUUACGUUUAACAGUAUUUUCCAUGCGAUUAGAGUUCGUGGCGUGUGCUGGGCACAUGAAAGAUUACACCCGAAUAUAAAAUUCAAUGUAAAGUUGUCGGAGGCAAUAAAUGUGCACAGCUAGAAUAAGUGAAAGCAACAAUUGCGAAUAUGUGAAACACACACCCAUCGCCAUUCGCAGUUAAUUAAAAUGUGAAUUUGAGCAAUGCAAUUUAAAACAAAUUAACGCUUAGUACUAUGAAAAAUGCGCAAAUUUUCGAUUUAUGUAAACGCCAUAAAAGUGCACAACGCAAAUUGCAAAAAUACCUCAAAGGUAAGAGCAACGACCACUACAGCUGCAACGGCAGCAACAACAGCAGCAACAACAGCAGCAACAACAGCAACCGCAAUUGCAGCAUUCGCGCUUUGCUCAUUAAAUAUAGUGCGAAUCAACAAACAGAAAGGCCAGCCAACCAAGAGCAGCACCAGCAGCAACAACAGCAACAACAGCAGCAGCAGCAGCAGCAGCAGCACCAGCAACAACAACAGCAACAACAGCAGCAGCAGCAGCAGGUGGAUCAACAGCAGCAACUGAGAAGGCAAAGUCGCGUUUAUCAUUUAGUCAUUCACAGCAACAGUAACAGCAAUAGCAACAAAGCAAAAUUGCAAAGCCUCGCACCAUAG
Drosophila mojavensis is the source of this 1017-nucleotide messenger RNA. RefSeq names its product protein kinase 4-like. The record is from RefSeq and is a predicted model, not a curated record. Lineage: Eukaryota; Metazoa; Arthropoda; Insecta; Diptera; Drosophilidae. Bases 592 to 1017 code for a protein of 141 amino acids. The transcript is spliced from 2 exons.